AUGGUUUCAGGUGAAUCGCUGCGCCAUUUUAUAUUCGACAGAGCGUUCAGUGUCCAUAGGGAAUUUCAGGAGUUACAGUACCAUCUACCGGCUAGUGUCGGUGAAGGGGCACGUUUGUUAGCGACGGUCGCCACCAUAUUGACAAACCUUAUACCCCUGGUGCUACCUCUCAUGCUGACCAACUUCUUCAACCGCGUGCACACGCAGCAGCAGGCGAGAUAG
Babesia bigemina is the source of this 222-nucleotide messenger RNA. RefSeq lists its product as hypothetical. The record is from RefSeq and is a predicted model, not a curated record. The coding region runs from base 1 to 222 and encodes 73 amino acids. The transcript is spliced from 2 exons. NCBI's taxonomy places the organism in Eukaryota, Apicomplexa, Aconoidasida, Piroplasmida, Babesiidae.